AUGACGAACAUUAAGGGUCUCAAACGCAUUCAGCAGAUGAUAUUCUUCUUCUCGUGGAAGCGACAAGCUGUGCAGCGACGACUGCGUCGCGUUCGGGAACGACUAGCAUCCAGUCUUUUUAUCAGUCAUCCCAUCGCCCGACAUUUGCUGUUGAACGUACGAGAUGCCUGCACUGAGAUUGAAGACGAGGCUGAACGCGAGUAUGUUGAAGCGGACACGAGCUACACACUGGAGCGACUGGCUCAUAUCCACGAGCAACGUGUGCGUGAUGCAACAGCUGCAAUCACCAAGAGAAUUCAAUCGCUUUGUGUGAUGAUAAACGAUGCUACACGAGACAUUUCACGAUGCAAGGAGGAGCAAGGGUGCAGCUACGCAAUCAGAGACCACGAGGAGUUCAGCAAGACACUUCGAUUAUCCAGUCUACGCGAAAGGAUGUUUACCUUCUUACGUCUCGUGGAUUGUCACGUAGCAGAAGCCAUCUACCAGCACAUGACUCUCGUUGUACAGGACCUUCGUGCUCGAAUCUGUGGCCAACAAGGCGCUGCACAGUCUGAUGACGUCAGUUUCGAAGGUGAAGUCCAUUCAGCCACGAUACAUUUCGUUCCAUCAAAGGUUGAGGUACUCGAGCUCAUUCACGCCAUUCUCAUGAAGUAUUGUGUCGCUUUGGAUGGGCUACCUCGUGUUCUGACGGACAAGCUUUUUGAGCGUGUACUUACGCCAUUCGUGCCGUCAACUCGACGUGGUUUUGCUGAGAGCUUGUUGAAGCCGUCGCAUCUCGUUCUGGAAACUUACGAGCCUGAACUUCGGCAAAUGCGUGCUGCGUUGGAAUUGCAUUUCCGACGCCUAGGAAUUCUUCAGCAGGAGCAUUUGCGGUGCAUUCGGGCUAUUAAAGUUGCUGAGAGGGAAUCGCCUGAUACCCGACUCCCAGAACUGCCAGACUUGUCUAGUAGUGCUGCUGCUUACGAACUGGCUCAGAAGACUUGGAGUCGGUUCGUACGGUAUGCGAGCAGUGCGGCUUCGAUGCUUCAAGUAGGUUUUUUACUGUUGGAUGAACGCUCGUUUGUCGACAGACUACGCAGCCACGUCUCCAAGCGAGUGGCGGAAAUGGAUGACGCACUACCUUUGAUCUAUCAGCAGUUCUUGACUAGUCUUUUGGAAGAUGUUGACGGUAGAAUCGACAAGAUUACCAAGAUCCCGACCAACCUCGAAGAAGCGAACGCGUGGCUAACGCAGGUCACGUCAAUGAUGCCAUCUCGUCCGUUCCGCCAGCGACUCGACACGAAGAUUGCGAACCUCGCACGGCUUCGGAUACUUAUCAAGGAGCGUGGAUUAGUAUCGCUCGAAAUCGAAGCACAGGAUGCCAUUCGGAAACUCGAGUUGACGUGGGAAUCCGUCAUCGAGACGCUCUUGGUGUGUCUAGCUCGAGUCGAAGAGCGAGGGAGUGAACACCGUCGUAGCGUCCACGACGUGAUUAGCAAAGUGGACGAGUACAUUUCGGGCCAACUUCAGCUCAUUAUCGGCAAGUUCGAGGAAAUUCCGUCUGGCUAUUUGGUGGCGAUGGAUAUCGAGCGGAAGAGUGUGGUGCAGCAGUUUGAAGAAUACGAUCGUGAACACCGAGCUAGUAUGGACAUGCCACCGUUGCAGCAGCCUGUUUGGACGUCAUCAAUAUCGAGUACUAGCUCGAAAAACUUAUCGGCUGUGAGUAUGACAGAUAAACUCCCAAGUGAAUUGCUGCUGCUGUACAUUAUCACGUCGCUGGAACUGCGCCAGUGGUUUGAAUCGUGGAAGAAGAUGCAGGACAAGUGGCUCGGGUCUCCGCUUACAGGUGUGCACCCAGGAACAAUGAUCAACCGGAUUAAGCUGUUUCGACGACGCCUGGCAUACGCUUCUUCUCGUCUGUCACGAUUGUCCUCGGACUUCGAGCUCAUGCGCGUAUUCGACAGUAGCAUUGAGGAAAUGUCGAACUGCAAUCGCAUCUUUCAGGCGAUCAGCGGUGGGGCUUUUUCUGAGGCGCGGUGGGCAGCCAUGAACCAGCUGUUGAACGUUAAUACUGCAUCAAAUGGUGGAGGCCAUUUGACUCUACGACUGAUGAAGGAAAAGUGUGACGCUGGCCAAGUUGAGACAUUCCUAGUCGUCUGCGAUGAAUGCAUUGUGGAAGCAAAACUACACGUCAAGUUAGAGCAGGCUCGACAACGUCUAGCUCGGAUUGAGGUUCGCGUGGAAGAGACAAACUACAGCGUGGCAUGUGAAGGUAUAGCAGAAGCUUUGGCUCAGCUGGAUGAGAUCGCUGUCGACGUGAAUCUCUGCCCGUUCGGUCAGAAUCCGGAGCUGCAGCUCUGUCUGGAAUUAAGAGCGGAUCUGGAGCGGAAAGUAUCGGUGUGCGAGCAUAUUUUGUCCUACCAAAAGCACUGGCGACUGAGGUGUGAAGCAACAAAACUGCACGAGAUGGAUGAAUUCUUCUCCAAACGCUUCAGCGGCGGCGACUUUGCCUUACCUCGAGGUCAGAAAUCCCACCGCAAAACUGGAUUAAAGCAAGAGCAGACUGUAUGGCAGGCGUUCUUGGAUGCGAGUCACGCCUGGAGCGACCGACUUCGUCGUCUAUUCUUUGUGAGUCCUCCUCAAGUUAAAGUCGAACCAGCGGAACAGAACCAACGCUCUCUCCUCGGUAGGAAAUCAGCAGUGGCGCCUGCUCCAAUGACGAUAAAUCGGCGACGAAAUACCGCCGCCAAAUCGAUGAACUGCACCCUCGACGACGUCAUUAAAAGCUUUGAAGGCUUCGAUUUCGAGGCCAAUUUUGCGGUCUGUGAGCGAGGCAUUGAACUUGUUCACAACUAUCUCGCCUCGAUACGCGAGAAAGCGCCUCGAAUGUAUUGUCUGGACGAAUCGUCGAUGCUUCGCCUUUUACUACGAGACUCAGAUGUCAAGCAACUGCAUCAAUCGCUCGCUAUUUGCUUCCCUCAAGUCCAUCGCUUUGCAUUAUCUCGCGCAGCCAACCGAGUCGGCUCUACAGUCGAAGUUUUUGGCAAGCCCGGAACCUCUGUACGAGCCAGCAAGACGGCUGGAACUAUCAAAAGUGGCCACUUCCGUCUCCCCGUGGCCAAAAUCGGUCGUGUUAAGUUUUGGUUCACGCGGCUUGAGGAGGAAAUGUCGUCGAUGGUGCUAACGGAUCUAAAGCGCGCAUUUGAAUGGGCCACUCAAGACUUUGCCAGCGCAGAGUUGGGAGACUACGACUCGCUUCUGCCUCAAUCCAUCGUUACGGCGUUCGGACUUCGAUUCACAUUCGACAUGAACCAAGCGCUGCGCUCGAACCAGUAUGAGACGAAAUUUCGGCAGCUGAUUAAGGUCCAAGUGGGUCUUAGAGGGAGACUGGAAGGCCUGGACGGCAGGAAGACGCGUUGUUCUUUUGGAGCAUGCAGCUCCAGACUCGAGUAUAUCAAAGGGGAGAGGAACGAGCUGCUUCCUAGCAGCCCUGACUUUCUGAAAAUACCCUCCGCAAACCACAGUGGGCAACCGAUGAGCUUCUCUGUAUGCUGCCAGGUUGCCCACCUACAAAUGCCAUUGGGUCAGGAAUUUGUGGGCUGGAGGAGACUUGCUGUGUUAUCCCCAUUCACGCAGCGCUGCUCGUACGCGCUCUUCAGUGCUCUGAGGAUGCAUCACACAGCUCUAGUUGUGCCAUACAAUGUUGAUCGCGCAGGAACGGCCCCCACGUCGCUCCUGUGGGGCAUUGCGCAACUGCUGUUGAGACCGUGCACUGAGUUUGCAUGCGACCCCAGCGCGGGGGGCGCAGCAACCAUUCACCACAUCGGAAACUUGAUGAGCUUUACGUCAAAGCUUAAUGGAUUUCUCAUCGUCCGUCAUCUCGUACAACUUUCGACUGCACUUGUUGGCGCCGUGACAAAUUUACUCGUGCUUCCUCGACACCCUGGUGGAAUUUUGUAUGGAGCUAGCUCGAUCUUCGUUCCAUUGGAAUCGACGGAAGAACUGCAGCGAAGCGGGUUGAUUCGGUCUGUUCGAACUGCAUUCCGUGCUGUUGCUGUCUCUCGACCGGCCAUUAAGUACACUGUCGAGUGCAUGCUCAUCGCCGAUGGGUUUACCUCGGAGCAGACCCGAGAACUCAACGUUGUUGAAGCUGUUGAGGCGAUUGAUGCUGGAGAGGCUGGACCAAUUGGUGUAUCCAACGUCGAGUCAUUGAUCUCACGUGUUAUCCGAGAAGCUCGUCGUCUCCGGGAUCAGUAUCGAGUGGUACUAGUGACCAAAGGCAAAGGAGACGAAGAAGCGGUGGCUGCCGCUGUGACAAUUUACUUGGAAAGUGCGUACGCUCUUCCAGCGGAUUGCGGGCAGUUUGAGCUGGUUAUGGAACUGUGGCGCGCCUUACAGACCUUCCCAGCUGCAUUUGUGUAUGGAUCUCCCGGUAGUGGCAAAACGACCUGCAUCACGGCGUUGCAUCGUGCACUACUGGCACUGGAGAUGAGCGAGCAGAACCAAGAAAACGAAGACGUGGCUGUCAUACACAUUGCUAACACUGGAACAUGGAAACAAAGCUCAAGCUCGUUAAAGUGGGUUCUGGUCGAUGGUGAAAUUGAUGGCGGCAUGCUGGAUAGACUACUGGAAAGCGACAAUCGCGCUUGUUCCUCUGCGUCGUCACUUCCGUCCUCCUCAGUUUUGUAUCGAGGCCAAAGUUCGAAUGUAAUUUCUGGCGAUUAUUCUGACUCAAGCGAUAGUCCUCGUCUGUUAUUUGAGGUGGUUAGCGUGGCGGAUCUGUCGCCUUCUGCACUUCAGAAGUGCUGGGCUUUACAUGUCCCCUCCCACUGCAUUACCGUGGCAAGCAUCAUCCGCGGAUGGCGUUCUAGAUGGGAAAACCAGCCGAUAUUCUCCCCAGAUUCACCAGGAUUCGAGGCCAUGACUGUGGUUUUCAAGACUGUUGAUGUUCUCCUGUCGAGGAUUUGUGUGCCCUUUGCCAAUGAGGAAGCAACUGCAGACCGAACUGAUGCAGAUAUGGCGAAGACGGCCGGACUUAAACUGGGAAAUCUCUCCCUGAAUCAUAUUACGCAGACGGCACUGGCGAUGGUGUCGCUGUGUUUUCUGCAGAACAAGUCGCUGCUGCAAGAACUGCCAUAUUUCCGUCUUGUUGAGCUCGUGGCGUUUGCACUUCUUUGGGGGUUUGCUGGCCAUCUUCCGGGGCCAUCCCAAAUUAAACUUGAGAGUUAUGUGCGAGCUAAGAGCAAGGAACACAGCGAAACGAGGCAUUUGGCCGAACUGCAGCGCAGUCUCCUGGACGCAAACUACUUUGAAGACGUCUGGGCUGAGCUACAGCCGAGCGCUUUCGACUCUUCCAAUGGACACGCGUUGGUGUUGGUACCUCGAGCGACAUCGCUAGUACGGGUCUGCACGUUGCUACUUCAUUCUUCACACUCGUUUUUGCUUAUUGGGCCUGCUGCUAGUGGGAAGACCUCGCUUCUUCGUUGGCUCAUGCAUCGUAACACAGAGGUCGAAGCAGCGAGGAUGAAAAUGGAGACGUCGCUGGAUGAACGACAUGUGCACGGCAUCCUCGACUGGACGCGUGUGCCUGGAGCCUGGUUUUCCCCUCUGAAUCAACACGACACGGGCGCAGAGUCCCGAGCUAAGAUGCGUGAAGAGAGUGAACUGUUUGCUACGAGAUCGAGACACUCGUUUGUUUUCCUGGACGACUUGGAUGCCAAAACGUAUUGGAGCCGGUAUGCGUCUCAGUGA
Messenger RNA from Phytophthora infestans T30-4, 5730 nucleotides. RefSeq lists its product as uncharacterized. The transcript has 14 exons. Gene Ontology annotation, molecular function: dynein light intermediate chain binding; minus-end-directed microtubule motor activity; dynein intermediate chain binding. The coding region runs from base 1 to 5730 and encodes 1909 amino acids. Gene Ontology annotation, cellular component: dynein complex. The record is from RefSeq and is a predicted model, not a curated record. Gene Ontology annotation, biological process: microtubule-based movement. NCBI's taxonomy places the organism in Eukaryota, Oomycota, Peronosporomycetes, Peronosporales, Peronosporaceae.